UCUUCAGUGACCCAGGAGGAGCUAGGGUUUCGUGAGAAUGCUCGCGAUCUUCGGGAAAUCGGUGGCGCAAGCGCCUGAGCAGCUCAGCGCAGCUUGCGGUGACCAUGGCGAUGGAGGAAAUGAGGGAGGAUCGCCCGAUCUGGUGAGCUCCUUCCGAGAAUCCUAUCCCGAAGCGGUCGUGUUUCAAGCCGGCGAAGCGGCGAUCGCCUACAGCCAUGAGCGCCAGGCCUUGCUCAAGCCGAGGACUUUUGCUGUGGCGGACGAUAUCUUCUGCGUGUUUGAAGGCAUCCUAGAGAAUCUCACGUCGCUCAAGCAGCAGUAUGGCCUCUCGAAGGUGGCCAACGAGGUGCUCAUUGUCAUCGAAGCGUACAGGAAUUUGAGAGACCGGGCACCAUACCCGACUGACCAUAUGAUCCGCGAGUGGAAGGGCCACUUUGCCUUCGUCCUCUUUGACAACACAACACAACGCGUACUCGUCAGUGCUGAUUGUCAAGGAAAAGUCUCGCUCUUUUGGGGGGUCACGUCGGAAGGCUCGCUGGUUUUCUCGGACGACUUUGACGUUCUCAAGAAUGGGUGCUUCAAAUCUUCGUCUCCAUUUCCACCUGGAUGCUUCUUCUCGAGCGAGCAGGGGCUCCAGAGCUUCGAUCACCCGCUGAACGAAGUGAAAGCCUCGCCCAGGGGAAAAGGCAAAGACGGAGUAAAGUUUGAGGUGGAUCGGCCAGAGCAACCUGUGGGCGAUGGACCAGGUUGGGCGUCUGCGUUCUAAAUGGAGAGGAAGAAAUUUGCGAAAGACACGGUACCUCCCCUUGCCUCGUGCAUCUGCGAAUUAUUUGACUUCACUGCCUCUUGCUACUGAGUUUAGUCAUUGAAUAAAUUGACUAGGCGCCAAGAGAACACAAGAAGAUAUAAGAUGAUUUCCCAUGCUUUGAAAUUUUCGGUUUACAGCCAGUCAUAACCAAAACCGGAUGCUAGCGAUGGGGUGGGAUAGGUGUUGGUAAGGGAUCUGGCCAUGCUUUUUCAUUCCUCUCUUUGCUUGGACCUCGAGUCUGAAUUUCCCAGGUGCUCCACCUCAGGUACCCUGCUCAGGGUGUAAAUAAGAAAAAGUUUUGUAUUCAAAUCAAAUUAUAACUCAAAUCAGUUCUGUGAA
Messenger RNA from Selaginella moellendorffii, 1147 nucleotides. Its product is annotated as stem-specific protein TSJT1. Lineage: Eukaryota; Viridiplantae; Streptophyta; Lycopodiopsida; Selaginellales; Selaginellaceae. The record is from RefSeq and is a predicted model, not a curated record. The coding region runs from base 38 to 766 and encodes 242 amino acids. The transcript has 4 exons.